CCUAGAGCCUGUCUCUUCUUGAGAAGCUGGGAUUUGAAGGAGCUAUUCUGAGAUCUGUGCUACUAUCACUAUAUGUAUGCCUUGUUCCCUGGGUCCUCGGGAAGCAUGAGUCUGUUGGGACUUGGGACAAGAAGAAAACAAGACGUCUUCACAAGGAAAAUCAGACACUAAAACCACCACCCCAGACUCUGCAGAGAGAACACAAACAUGACCGACAGUGGACUUGGGGAGCCCCAAGAGGACUCUCAAAAGGAUUUGCAAAGUGAUCCAUCAAUAAAUUCUCAGGCACAGGAGACCACAGUCACAGAAAGUACCACUGAAGAAGCUCAGACGCCACACCCUGCCUCUGGUCUUAACACAGACCACCAAGAGAUAGAAACAAUACAUCCAGAAAGUGCAGAUACAGUUGAUGAAUCAGAAAGUCCCGAUGAAACAAAUCUUGGGGACUAUCCAAAGGAUAAAACAGAAUGUGGGAACAACCAGAGCUCUCAGGAUGGAGAACAAGGGCAUCAGGUCCCUUCAGAAAGUCUGGGUGAAGAACCCUCAGAUCCAGAUCCUGACGGUUCUGCAAGUGGUAAGGAAGGAAGAGCAGACACACACUUAGAGAGCAGCUCUGCAGCUGUCCCUGAGGAAGUGAGUGACAGAAUUGGAGCUUCUCAGGAGCCAUCUGCUGCAGGAAUACAGGCGGCCCAGAGUCCUGGCCAUUCCGGGGUGGGUCUUGAGAGCCAGGAUACACUGAGGAGGCGACUGCUGCUACCAGAGGCUGAAAGUCGUCAACCAGAAACAGAAAAAUUGGAAGAAAACAAAGAGAAAGCACAAGAUGCCAUAAUAAAGAUUAGUAAAAAGGCUUUUUGGAGCUAUGGCCCCUUCCUUCUUGGCUUCCUGGUUGUGGCUUUUGUGCUAAGUUUUGUUAAUAGCUACCAUUCACUUCCAGCCCAGCAAGUACCCCAAAAUCCAGCUUUGGAGGCCUUCUUGGCUCAGUUCAGCCAGUUGGAGGGUAAAUUUCCAGGCCAGAGUUCCUUCCUGUGGCAGAGAGGACGUAAGUUUCUCCAGAAGCACCUCAAUGCUUCAAACCCCACUGAGCCAGCCACGGUCAUAUUUACCGCAGCUCGAGAGGGGAGAGAGACCUUGAAGUGCCUGAGCCACCACGUCGCAGACGCCUACACCUCUUCCCAGAACGUCUCUGCCAUUCAGAUUGAUGGGGCUGGAAGAACCUGGCAGGACAGUGACACUGUCAAGCUGCUGGUUGACCUGGAACUGAGCUACGGAUUUGAGAAUGGCCAGAAGGCUGCUGUGGUGCACAACUUCGAGUCCCUUCCCGCGGGCUCCACCUUGAUCUUCUACAAGUAUUGUGAUCACGAGAAUGCUGCCUUUAAAGACGUGGCCCUGGUCCUAACCGUUCUGUUAGAGGAGGAAACAUUAGAGGCAAGUGUAGGCCCAAGGGAAACUGAAGAAAAAGUGAGGGAUUUGCUCUGGGCCAAGUUCACCAACUCGGACACUCCCAGCUCCUUCAACCACAUGGACUCAGACAAACUGAGUGGGCUCUGGAGCCGCAUUUCUCACCUGGUCCUGCCGGUCCAGCCCGUGAGGAACAUAGAGGAACAGGGGUGCCUUUUGAAAAGCUAAGCUCAGAGUCGAUUAUAGAAGGCACAGGCUCAUGAAAAAGUUUAAAGGCCUUCAGAAAUAGCCUGAAAAGCACAAAUGAACUUAUGUUAGAAAAAAAGUUUUCAUUUUUUACUUUUUGUAAAAUCUUUCUAAUAAUCUAAGCCUCGACAAAGCUAAGAAUUGAUGACAUUUUUUCUUUGCCUUUUCAAGCAAAUCAGAUUUGAAAUACAGCAUGGUAUCUAUAACUGAGGAAUAUUUUAAAUUCCAAGAUACAGCAACAAAAUCAUUGCACAGGAAGAUCCUCUUACUUCUCAGAGUAACUACUGAGUGAUUUUUGUUUUCUUGAGUGAGACUCUAAAGAACCUUUUAGGUAGUGUUUGAAAUCGGACAAAAGUAAUUACAAUUAUGAAGCAAUGAUAAAUUUUAGAAAAUUUUUCAAUCACGCGUUAAGUAUUUUUAAAACUCACUUUAAUAAUGUAGUUGUGGGAUUAUAUCCUAUUCUAUUUGUAGUUUUGAGUAGUAUGAAAAAAGAAAAUCUAAAUUUAAACCAUCGAAGACUUAACCUAAAAACUUACUAUAUGUAAAGCACUGUGCUUUUUUUCCGUUAGAGCUAAGAGCAGCUGUGCUCCAAAAAUGUCCUGGGCCAGGUGUGGUGGCUCAGGCCUGUCAUCCUAGCACUUGGGGAAGCCGAGGCAGGACUGCUUGGACUGUCACCAGGAUCCUGGAAUGUAUUAAUUAAGUUUUGGCUUCUCUGUUUCUACGAUAAAUAUGUAUAUAUAUAUUUUUUAUUAAGUCAUGUGAUUAAAGUAUGGAAGGAUUUUAGGAAACACUAAGAAGGUAUCAGGCUCUUUAUUGAUACCUAAGAAGAUUACAAAGACGUGGGGAAGAAUCUAUUUGAAAAUAUCUGCCACUGGCAGGGUGCAGUG
Messenger RNA from Propithecus coquereli (Coquerel's sifaka), 2531 nucleotides. Its product is annotated as torsin-1A-interacting protein 2-like. Gene Ontology annotation, cellular component: membrane; endoplasmic reticulum. Gene Ontology annotation, molecular function: ATPase activator activity. NCBI's taxonomy places the organism in Eukaryota, Metazoa, Chordata, Mammalia, Primates, Indriidae. The record is from RefSeq and is a predicted model, not a curated record. Gene Ontology annotation, biological process: endoplasmic reticulum organization; membrane organization. The transcript has 5 exons. The coding region runs from base 208 to 1626 and encodes 472 amino acids.